Messenger RNA from Gongylonema pulchrum, 261 nucleotides. The record is from the annotation of a GenBank genome assembly. NCBI's taxonomy places the organism in Eukaryota, Metazoa, Nematoda, Chromadorea, Rhabditida, Gongylonematidae.
AUGAGCGGUGGCGCACUGAAAGAAGUGCUUGGUGUUCAGAACGGACUCCUUUUCUGUGAGGAAGCACUCAGUCCAGUAUUCUGUAAGCCAAAAUUAAUCCCACUGAAGUCAGUGACUCUCGAAAAACUCGAGAAAAUGCAAAAGGAAUCUGUGGAGGCUAUGAUGAAACAGAUGCAAGAGAAAAAUCACGCAAGGCCGGAUGUGGUAAACUUUUUCAAUGAUUUGAGAAAAGUGUUGUCGGAGCUCUACGUUUUGGGUUGA